Molecule: messenger RNA, 1843 nt
Organism: Lampris incognitus (smalleye Pacific opah)
Lineage: Eukaryota; Metazoa; Chordata; Actinopteri; Lampriformes; Lampridae
Product: transmembrane protein 54-like
Exons: 6
Coding region: 47-916 (289 amino acids)
Source: RefSeq, a predicted model, not a curated record
CACACACACGCUCAGAAUGCCAGUUUAAGUAAAGAUAAAUGAGGGGAUGGCGUGUACAGAUAAGUGCUGUGCCAGCCUGGAGGAUCCCCAGGCUCUGAUGAAGAUGGGGCUGAGCAUGGUUCUGCUGGGCCAUGUCAACUUUCUGCUGGGAGCACUGGUCCACGGCGUGGUGCUCAGACACAUCAACCUCCACAAACAGGCCCGGGCCAUGGAGUACGCCAUCUCCAACGUGGUGGCCCUCACCACAGGCCUGGUGGGUGUCGUCGUGGGGAUUCUAGCCAUCAUCCUGUCCAAACACAAGAGGAGCAGAGCACUGUCGUGGUCCCUUUUCAUCAUCAGUCUUUGUUCUGGACUCAUGGCCACCGCCUCAGCCAUUGGUCUGCUGGUCUCCAUGGUGAGGGCCAUCCUUCACGGUGGGCGGAGCCUGCUGAUGCACUGUCGAUUCCCGGAUGCCAUUGGGUACUCCAGCAUCACCAACGAGUGUCCCUUUGACCCCACACGCAUCUAUGGCACCACUCUGAUUCUGUGGGUGCCGCUGAUUGUGACGUGCAUCAUCCAGCUGGUGUUCUCGGCGCAGUGUCUCUCCGUCACCAUGUCGUUCCUGGGUCUCCCGUGCUGCCCUCACAAGAAGACCGUCAGACAGCGGGACAGAACGAUCAAUGCAGCACAGCCAGUGGAGCUAACAGCCGUUCCCCACUACGCGCCAUCUCCACAACAACAGCAUCGUCCUCAACAACAUCAUCCUCCUCCUCAUCAUCGUCAGCACCACAGCCUUCCGUCAGAGAGGCAGCCUCUACGCCAACCCCACAGAGGAAGGCCGGAGGAGAGGGUCAGAAACCAGCACAGACCCUCGCAGCAGCAGCAGCAGCAGCGGCUGGAGCGGGGCGCUCUGGAAAGGUCCAGCUUCUGGAUAUAGAUGCUAAUACUUACACACUCGGAGGUCACGAGGGACAAGGAAAACAAACUGCAGCUCUGUUUAAGAGUUAAACGUGGCGUCCCUGUACUAACACUUUACUAUCAGGAGCUCAAAAUACCCCGGUCUGACCUCAGGCACGCAGACUCCUUGUUUCGGUGCUGUGGGGUCCAGAUCCCUCCUGGCGCAGUGUUUUCUUCACGCUAUUUGAGCAAUGCGCAGGACGCCCAUUAUGUGUGCAUGUUUGCACGCCAACAUUACAGGUCGGGCCUGCCUGAAGCAUCAGCCUCCUUGUCUUUUAUGGAGGAUUUGACCGCCCCCCUCCCCCAGUUUGCACCAGCUUGUUGCAGAGCCAAAUGGGAGAGGGUACAAGAAAAACAAACAAAACCGAACACAUUGAACGGGUUUGCAGUCCUUAGCAUUAGUUUAAGUGUCCUUGCAAAGAAAAGAACAGCUGGGAGGGCUGAGAUUGUUUAUUAGUGGAGACAAAGAGCUCCUCCGUAUCCCGUCUGACUCUCCCCUUCAUCGUGACUGUGUCCUUGAUCACUGCUGUCCUCUGAGACGACUUUAGUCGCAUUGUGUUAUAGCCGUUUGUUCUCGGUGCUGAGUUGAUUUCCAUCUGUCUGAGACCGGGUUCAAAGUGAAACGCGGUGUUUCAGAGCUGCAUCAGAGUGGCUCUAUUCCACAGCAGGGGAAGGUUAUGUAACCGAAUCUUUGCAAGGAAACGCAAAGCUGUCGAAGAGGGAUGCAACAAAAUCCAGUUUUUAUUUUUUAUUCUCUUGUGGCCCCUUCGGGGGCUCCAUAUAUUUUCAGGUAGCAGAGCUUUGUGCACGUGUGUGCGCAUUAUUCUGGGUCAAGAGACUGGCCGCAUGUGACACUAGUUUUUACCGAGUGGUUUUUACCCCAUUUAAUUUCUAAAUAAAAUUUCCG